GUAGUCGGUCCGGGUCGCUCCGGGACUCCGCCAAAAUACGGACUCCAAUUUAAUCGAACGCUAACACAACCAGCAGAAUACCACCGUUUAAAAAACCAUCAUUUCAAAAGUAUUAAAUGAAUGAAACUUUCAUCGAACCAACCGUUGAAAUCGUUUCUCGAAAACUUCCGGGUAUUUUUCGCGGUUUCGCUAAGAUUUUUUCCUUUUUUUGAUUUAAGACACGGAUUUGUCCGUGAAAAGUGACAGAUCCUGGCUAGGACAAAAAGGAUGAGAUAAGAAAUAUUUUCCUAUGGAUUCGAGGAAAAAAUAGGAAAAAUAAUUCGAACUAUUUGGGGGGAUUUUUUUGUGGGGGGUGGGUUUGGUUGUUUUUUUGGGAAAAGUGAAGAAUUAUGGCUACGCCAUCGGAUAGUCCAAUUGAAGAGGUUGUUUAUGAAAUCGAGCCAAGUAGAGUACCGAAACCGAUUCCAGUUGCUUUAGAAGAUUUGUGCAGAUUGACCAAAUUUACUAGACAAGAAAUUAGGAUUAUGUAUAGAGGAUUUAAAUCGGAAUGUCCCGAAGGGGUUGUCCACGAAGACUCCUUUAAGGAAAUCUACUCCAAGUUUUUUCCGCACGGAAAUGCAAGCCUCUAUGCGCACUACGUGUUCAAAGCUUUUGAUGUAAAUUGCAAUGGUGCCAUCAGUUUUAGGGACCUGCUUAUAACUUUAUCGACACUUCUCCGCGGUUCCGUUUACGAACGUCUUCGUUGGACGUUCAAAUUAUACGAUGUAAACGGUGACGGUUGUAUUAGUCGCGGAGAACUGUCAGAAAUCGUCGUCGCAGUACAUGAAUUGAUGGGCAGAAGAGCACAUCAAGUCGAGGACGAUCGAAAAGCCCGGGAACAAAUAGACAGGGUGUUCCGAAAAUUAGAUCUAAAUCAAGAUGGCGUCAUAACCAUAGAAGAAUUUAUGGAAUCAUGUUUGAAAGACGACGUUAUAACGAGAUCUUUACAAAUGUUCGAUGCUGUACUAUGAUGAUUUUAAAUUUAUUAAUAAUUUUUUUUUAUUUGAAAACGUUUCGCAUUCAUUUCGUAAUUAAUUUAUGAGCCACUCUGAUGUUCUUAUGAGUAAAAAAAUUCUUAAUCGAUGCUGCUUCCGAAGGUUUAACGAGAAAGGUAAGGAAAUUGACAAGAUGAUGAAAAAUUUAAAUGGGAAUUAUUUUAAAAAAGGAAAUUAUAAAAAAAACACCGAGAUAACAGAUUA
Molecule: messenger RNA, 1238 nt
Organism: Onthophagus taurus
Lineage: Eukaryota; Metazoa; Arthropoda; Insecta; Coleoptera; Scarabaeidae
Product: A-type potassium channel modulatory protein KCNIP1
Molecular function (GO): calcium ion binding
Source: RefSeq, a predicted model, not a curated record